Poeciliopsis prolifica (blackstripe livebearer) is the source of this 1911-nucleotide messenger RNA. It is a transcript of the gene cetp, whose product is annotated as cholesteryl ester transfer protein, plasma. Gene Ontology annotation, cellular component: high-density lipoprotein particle. Lineage: Eukaryota; Metazoa; Chordata; Actinopteri; Cyprinodontiformes; Poeciliidae. The coding region runs from base 42 to 1619 and encodes 525 amino acids. The transcript has 17 exons. The record is from RefSeq and is a predicted model, not a curated record. Gene Ontology annotation, molecular function: triglyceride binding; cholesterol binding; phosphatidylcholine binding. Gene Ontology annotation, biological process: triglyceride homeostasis; high-density lipoprotein particle remodeling; phospholipid homeostasis.
ACUCCUACUGUACGCCACACAACUCCUCCGUUUCUGAUUGGAUGAACAAGGCAGUCUGUCUACGCUUUGACAUGCCGCGGAGCGACUGUUGCAGUGACUCGAGAGUCAGAGGAUCUAGCAGAAUGCCAGGCCAAAUUUCCCCAUGGCUGCUGCUUCUCUUUCUGGUUGGAACGACCCACGGCUGCCUUCAGGAUCCUUCUUCAGCCUACAAAUACACUGGGAUUGUGUGCAGACUCACCUAUCCUGCGGCCGCUGUGUUGAAUGAGAAAACCACUAAAGUUAUCGAGGCGGCUUUCCAACACGCCCGCUACCCAAGCAUGCAAGGAGAGAAAUCUGCCGGCCUCUUCGGCAAAGUCUCAUACGGCCUGGAAAAUUUGGAGAUUUACAACCUGUCGAUCGGCCGGAGUGACUUUGAGCUGCGUCCAGGGGAAGGCAUCGGUCUGGAGAUACGCAACGUCUCCGCCGUGUUCAGUGGCACCAUUCAGUACGGAUAUGGCAGCUGGCUAGUCAAUGUUGGACACAAACUUGACUUUGAGAUUGAAACUCAGAUUGAUCUUGGAAUCAACCCAAAACUUUACUGCGGUAGUUCAAAGGUCGCUGCAGACACGUCUGAUUGUUACCUGAAUUUUCACAAGUUUCGCCUCUAUCUGGAGGGAGACAAGGAGCCCAACUGGCUGAAGAAGCUCUUCACCGACUUCAUCACCUUCACAGUGAAGCUGGUCGUCAAAGGACAGAUCUGCAAAGAGAUCAACAAGCUGGCGGACAUCCUGGCUGAGUUCAUCCAAGACACGGCGGCGAACUUCCUCAGUGACGGCGGCAUCAGUGUCGACAUCGGCGUAACCACGACUCCUGUCAUCACAGCGGACUACAUAGAGUCCUACCACAAGGGUCUGACAACCUACUUAAACUUGACUUCUGUGAUCAACGCCUCAGUUUUUCACCCAGAUCGUCUGACUGAAAACAGGAUGCUUUACUUCUGGUUCUCAGACGACGUUUUCAAACCACUGAUUGCUGCUGCUCAUCAAGAUGGCCGCUUCCAACUUAACAUUUCAUCAGAGGACCUUAAGACGCUCUUUGAGACAAAUCUCUCCAGUACCAAGCCCGAGUAUGUCACACAGUGCCUGUCGGAAUCGGCCUCCGCGGAGCUGAGAGUGUGGAGCUCCUCUGUUCCCGCUCUGAGCAGCUCCGCCGCGGGGACGUCCGUCCGGGCUCGGGCCACCGGGGAGCUCCGCUGCGGGAGCCGAAACGAGCCAACGCUGUCCUUUCAAGCGAACGUCACCGUGGACGUCACAGCUUCCUAUGCAGACAAGAAGCUUUUUCUCCACGGCAAACCGCGACAGAUCUCCGUCAUCCGAGCUGAGCUGCCCCAGCAGAAUGAACUGAUCAACGACGAAGCUCAAGUCGAGUUUUUAAGGGAAGCUGUGGAGAAAAUAGGCAUUCCUAAAGUCCUGUCUGUCUUGGAGGUGGAGAUAACCAGGUUGAUGGACAAACAGGGGGCCAGCUUGUUUGACAUCAUUGACCCCGAGGUGCUUCAUCGGGAAGGAUACGUUGUGACUCAGAUGGAUUUCGGUUUCCCUCAUCAUCUUCUGGUGGACUUCCUCAAGAGGACGCUGCAGUGACCGGGCAGCUGGAAGCGUCCAGAGCCAGUCUUCCUACGUGCCACUCAAAAAUCUGUUUCUAGCAACACUAUUUACCUUACAUUUAGAAAGUAAAGAAGUAAACAACAAGAACAACAACAACAAAAAAUGCUGACAAACUAAUUCAUUUCCUUUUGCUUUUUGUUAUUGUAGAAAUAAACAAAACACAGAUUUGAAGUUGAUACUGACGUCAUCCAGAAAGACUCACUGAACAUUUCUUUAGUUUUGAUUUGUGCUUUUUUUGUAUGUUAAAUAUAUAUAUAUAAAUACCCCA